Anoplophora glabripennis (Asian longhorned beetle) is the source of this 1046-nucleotide messenger RNA. RefSeq lists its product as uncharacterized. The record is from RefSeq and is a predicted model, not a curated record. Lineage: Eukaryota; Metazoa; Arthropoda; Insecta; Coleoptera; Cerambycidae. The transcript has 2 exons. Bases 630 to 1046 code for a protein of 138 amino acids.
AUAAAAUGCCCACUGCAAACUCUGGUUUCUUAAUAUAGAUGUUAAGUCAUCCCUUUUCAUUGCAGCUAUCCAUGUUUGGCGCCGUUUUCUCGAUAAAUCAUUUAAAUGAUUAAAAUAUUUAGAAUUCACUGUCAGGUAUACAAUUAAAGUUAACUUAAUCUCGAUUUUCACGAAUUCCACAACCCACUACUGUUCACGUUACCGGCAUUAGCAAUACAUCAUAUCGUUGCUACACAAUUCAAUAAAAGAUGAGUUAUACAGUUCUUUAAACAAAAUACAUGAAUAAUUCCUUACAAAAAACUCGGAUUAAACGCUUUUAACUAAAAGCUGCUGGGCUGAUUUCAAUGCAAUCUCAAUGUAAACAUAAUUUGUUUGCCUAAUUGUUAUUAGUAUAUAACCCCAUUUUGGACUUGUGUACUGUCACCCUAUCACCAGGCUUGCCAAUGGUCGCGUUCAGCAGAACAAAGUUGAUCAGGUAGCGAUCUUUAAAACUGAUCCAUCGCUUGGAGUUCUGCUGAACGUGCUUUUUGCGCAUUUACCCAUUUGACAGAUGACAGUCUUGUUUUGUUUGUGUUUUGUGGAUAACCUUAAAAAAUAAAAUCGCAAUUUUGAUUUAAUAAAUAAUUAAAAUGGAUAAUGUUCGUAUUCCUGAAGCAAUUUUAAUUGCAGAAGAAGAUGGUAUAGAUCUAGGUCUAAUAGUAGACAGAGCUGUUAAUCUUCUUGAACCCAUAAGGCAUCAUGAAAUACUGGAAGAAGGGCGUGAACUGGAGCUCCGAAUUAGAAAUAAGCAGUUUUUUGAAGUUACCAUACCAUCCUAUAAUGAUGAUCUCUUUAAAGAACAUUUUCGAAUGUCUAGACGAGCUUUUCAGAAUUUGGUAAAUAUUUUGGGAAGAAUAGUUGACCAUGAGCAUGAUAAAAUUGAUUUUGGUAAAAAGGUACUUUUUACAAUAUGGACGAUUUCAAAACCAGAAAGUUUUCUGGAGACAGAUUUGAUUUUGGAAAAAGCACUGCCCAUGCAAUUUUUAAAGAAAUUGUUGCAGCUUUAG